Messenger RNA from Pezoporus flaviventris, 1844 nucleotides. RefSeq names its product actin nucleation-promoting factor WAS-like. The record is from RefSeq and is a predicted model, not a curated record. The coding region runs from base 1 to 1734 and encodes 577 amino acids. Lineage: Eukaryota; Metazoa; Chordata; Aves; Psittaciformes; Psittacidae. Gene Ontology annotation, molecular function: small GTPase binding; actin binding. The transcript has 12 exons. Gene Ontology annotation, biological process: actin filament organization; regulation of Rho protein signal transduction.
AUGGACCAGGACAGGUCUGGGUUGGACCAGUACAACUCCAUCAACUGGAAUUGCUGGUUCGACAUUGCCUUCAACACUCCCAGUAUGGACCAGCCUUUGGAUGCUUCCGGGCGGAAGAGGCCUCCGCAGGGACCCAGGCACGGGGGGGGUCCCAGGCACCGGGGUGUCCCAGCGCACCCAGGGAUGAGCCAGGGGGGGCCACCGGGCGGGGCCCACGUCCCCUCAGCACUGCUGCAGCCCCAGGAGAACCUGCGGCUGUUUGACUUCCUGGGCAGGAAAUGUGUGGGGUCUCUAUGGAUCUCUAUGGGGCACUACGGGGUCAUGCUGUCCCCGCAGGCGCUGGUGACGGCGGUGGCGCAGCUCAUGGUGGCCGAGCCGGGGGGAGUGGGGGGAGGCGCGGGGGCGGCCUGGGCCCGGCGCGGCUCCGGCGCCGUUUGCCUUGUGCGGGACGGGGCCCGGCGCUCCUACUUCAUCCGUCUCUACGAGCUGGGCGGGGCUGCGAGGGGGGCUCUCUCCCAGGCGGGGGCGCUGCGCUGGGAGCAAGAGCUGCAGGGGGGGAUGGGCUACACGGCCCGCACCCCCUUCUUCCACACCUUCAUCUCCUACGAGGGCCAGGCGGGGCUGAACUUCGCUGACGAGGGGGAGGCGGCCGCCUUUGAGGCGCUGGUCCAGGAGCGGCUGCGCCGGCGGCAGCAGCGGGCGGAGAAGCGGCAGCUCCCGCCUCUGCCACCCCCCGGUGAUGGUGAGUCCCCCUGCAUUGAGGGAGGCAGAAGUGGAGGGCACAACGGGUCCUGUGGGGUGCAGCACCAACAGCCACCUGUCCUCCCCACAAAGUGUCCUGGGAGCCUGUCCCCCAUCCCCAUGGCCCCUGGUGAUGGCAGCGCCCCUCUACUGCUAGCUGUGCCCAUCAGCAACCCUGAUAUCACGGCAUUCCGCUACCGGGGGCUGCCCAGCCCCACAGAUGGACCCACAGCGAGUCCCACAGCCGGGGAGCAGAAAAAAAGCCGCAAGAAGAUCUCCAAGGCCGACAUCGGUGCCCCAUCCGCCUUCAGGCAUGUUGGUCACAUCGGUUGGGACCCCAGUAACGGCUUUGAUGUGGCGGCGCUGGACCCUGCUCUCCAGGCACUCUUCACCCAGGCUGGCAUCACUGAGGUGCAAUUGGCUGAUGCCGAGACCUCCCGCCUCAUCCACGACUUCAUCACUGAACGGGGUGGGCUGCAGGCAGUGCGGGAGGAGCUGCAGCGCCAGGGUCCCCCUCUCCCACCGAGCCGAGGGGCUGCCCCUCCUCUUCCUCCCUUUCCCCCCGGUCCCUUCCGCAGCUGCACGGGCCCGCUGCCCCCACAGCCAGGGGGGGCCCUGCCGCCCCGCGGUGGCCCCACACUUCCCGCGGUGGCCCCGCCCUCCCGGCCCGUGGCUCCGCCCCCUGGACGUGGCCCCGCCCCCCCGAGGGCCACAGCGGCUCCGCCGCCUCCUCCCCCACCACUUCCGCUGGCCACCUCCGGUGGAGGCCCCGUACCCCCCCCAGGGCGGGGGGCACUGCUGGACCAGAUCCGCCAAGGGGUGACACUGAACAAGAUCCCCGAGUGCCCUGAGAGCAGCAGUGGCAGCGCCAACACUGGGGGGCUGGUGGGGGCCCUCAUGGAUGUGAUGCAGAAGCGCAGCAGAGCCAUCCACUCCUCGGACGAGGGUGAAGAGCUCCAGGAGGAGGAUGAAGAAGACGAGUGGGACGACUGAGCACCCCCAGCCCCACCAGGCACAGACUGAACCCCCACCCUGAGGGACCCCUUCCCCCAGUCUCACUUUGGCAGGAGGCCACCAUUAAAGGCAUCCCUAAUCACCCCUAA